Messenger RNA from Electrophorus electricus (electric eel), 2133 nucleotides. RefSeq names its product diphthamide biosynthesis 1 (gene dph1). Gene Ontology annotation, molecular function: 2-(3-amino-3-carboxypropyl)histidine synthase activity. The record is from RefSeq and is a predicted model, not a curated record. Lineage: Eukaryota; Metazoa; Chordata; Actinopteri; Gymnotiformes; Gymnotidae. Gene Ontology annotation, biological process: protein histidyl modification to diphthamide.
UGGAAUUGUUUGCGGAAAGAUGGCAGCGCCCAGUGGAGAAAUUGAAGUCGUUACUAAAAAGGCAACAGCAAUGCCCAGGCUGGGAGGAGCACAGCAUCACUGGCUGGCAAUGCCACUUGAGAGUUAAGUGCCAUGCUCAGUGUGGCAAACUGGUCAUAUCAAGGAUUCUGUUUCUACCAACCUUUCAGCCCGAGCCCCAAGGAGGGUCGCUAAUCAGAUUCCUGACGAGAUUCUGAAAGACCCAGAGCUUCUGGAGGCUAUUAGAGUCCUGCCAGCCAACUACAACUUUGAGAUCCACAAAACAGUGUGGCGCGUGACUCAGGCAAAAGCCAAACGAGUGGCCCUGCAGCUGCCAGAGGGGCUGCAGAUGUUCGCCUGUGUGAUCGCUGACAUCAUUGAGAGGUUUACUGGGGCAGACACUCUGGUGAUGGGUGAUGUGACGUAUGGAGCCUGCUGCGUGGAUGAUUUCACCGCCCGCGCCCUGGGAGCCGACUUCAUGGUGCACUAUGGACACAGCUGUCUGAUUCCCAUAGACGCCACAGCUGGGAUAAAGAUGCUCUAUGUCUUUGUGGACAUCCAGAUGGACACUGCCCAUUUCCUGGACACGCUCCGCUUCAACUUCCCUCCAGGAAGCUCGCUCGCCCUCGUCAGCACCAUCCAGUUUGUGGCUGCCCUGCAGGCAGCGAGCGCGGAGCUGAGGCCUGAAUACGAGGUGCUGGUGCCCCAGUGUCGGCCACUCUCUCCGGGGGAGAUCCUCGGUUGCACCUCCCCACGCCUGGAAACACCCGUCGAUGCCAUCAUAUACCUCGGCGACGGAAGGUUCCACUUGGAGUCCAUCAUGAUCGCCAACCCAGACACACCAGCUUACAGGUACGAUCCGUACAGUAAGGUGUUCUCCCGGGAGUACUACGACCAUGAGGCCAUGCAGGCCAGCAGGCUGCAGGCCAUAGAGACGGCCCGUUCGGCCCGGAGGUGGGGCCUCAUUCUGGGCACGCUCGGACGGCAGGGCAAUCCCAAAAUCCUGGAGCAUUUGGAGUUGAAGCUGAAGGCUCUUGGCAGGUUGUUCACCAGGGUGCUCCUCUCCGAGAUCUUCCCGAACAAGCUGGCACUGAUGGCAGAUGUCGACGCGUGGGUGCAGAUCGCAUGUCCACGCCUCUCCAUCGACUGGGGCACUGUGUUCCCCAAACCCCUGCUUUCUCCCUACGAGGCAGCAGUAGCCCUGCAGCAGAUAGAAUGGCAGAAGGUGUAUCCCAUGGACUUCUACUCCAAUCAGAGCCUGGGGCCUUGGGCCCCCAAUCACCUGGACAACCAGCCCAGACGGCCGCGAUGCAAGCAGCCGCAGAAGGCAGCAGGCACAUGCUGCUUACAGCAGAAGACGACUGGUGCCUGUGAGCACAGCGCCCCCUGUAGCUGCCAGCCGGAACGAACACCCUGCUAACGAGCAACAAGCUCGACAGCCAACCACAGCCCAGCAUCUGCGCCCUGCCGGAGACAGCCAAUCGCAGGCCAGCGCUCCACGCUGUUGUCAGAGCACUGUGGAUGUCAUCUUUCCAGAGCCCUCUGCACUCUCAAAGCUCUAGAUCAAAUCUGCACCCACCUGAAUACAACAAGAGCAUCUGUUUCCGUGCAUGCGUGUGUGUGUGUGUGUGCAUUUGCGAGCGCGUGUGUGUGUACUUGCGAGCGCGUGUGUGUGUGUACCUGCGAGCGCGCGUCUGGGUAAGAAAGGGGCCGACCAAUGGAGACAGACGACCCUGAGUGCACAUUGUUUGUUUCAGAUUGCAGCCAUGUGGGUGGCUAGUUAAAUGCAAUCAUCUUGUCUCUGGGGCGAGAAAGGAACUGCCGCACACUUAGAGCUGUUGACCUUCACACGCUCUGUUGAAGGCAAAAUUGCAGUUAGGAAUGAAAGUGCGCUGAGAAAUUCUUUUCAGCAAAGAAAACUCCCCUUUCCGUGUUGGUGGCUGUCACGCCAGUGAUGGUAGCAGAGCUCUUGCGUUUGCAUGUCAAACUUGAAAUGUUUUUGGCAUUAAUGCACUGUAUUUUUAUACAAAGCCAAAUUAAAUAUUUUAAUUGCAGGAAGUCUUGUGGACAGUGUGCUUGACUGGGGAAUAAAGCAUGGACUAGAUCUGGCCAACA